AUGGUGACUCCCACAAAUUCCAAUUUGUCAUCUUCGGCACCAACUUUUCGUCCACGCAAUUUAAAUGUUAAUAGUCAUUUGCCCUCUUCCACUGUGAUUGAUCCAUCCACAUCGGCAGUCACUGCUAUUCGACAGACCUUUCACGCCACGCAGAACAAAGCAGUUCUAUUGGGGACAGCCAUGGUCAAUAUUGUUCACCAUGGUGCUUGUUUUCCUGCUCGGGCGUUAAUAGAUCCGGCUUCUGAGUCGUCUUUCAUUUCUGAACGGCUUCAGAAGAAAUUGAAAUUGCCGGUUAAACCCACAAUUUCGACAAUUCGUGGAUUACCGAAUUUCAAACACGCCCGUAUGGUGGCCGAUUACAUUGGGAGUGAUCACACCGAAGUAGUUUUCACUGUUGAAGAAUGCCUUGACGGGGUGCGCGAUCUUAUCUACCACUUGGAGUCUUAUGACAUCGCCACUGUCCGCUGCAGCCUACCCAUGUUCUAUUUGGCACGUUAUGUCAAAAGUACGGGCAUGAAAAUGAUACUCUCCGGCGAAGGGGCAGAUGAAAUCUUUGGGGGAUAUUUAUAUUUUUUCAAGGCGCCAACAUACCACGAAUUCCACAAAGAGAUGGUAACACGGCUUGACCAGCUGCAUGUGUCGGAUAUUCUACGGGCCAAUAAAGUGACCAUGUCAAAAGGUUUGGAACUGAGAGUUCCUUUCCUCGAUACCAGCUUUGUCGAUUAUGUUAUGUCCACUAGACCCGAGGACAAAAUACCAGGGCCAUUAAAUUGUUAUUCCGACAUUCAAAGCCAUCGCAUGGAAAAGUACAUUUUACGCAAAGCCUUUGAGAGUGACUACUUGCCACCUGCGGUGCUGUGGAGGCAAAAAGAACAAUUUUCCGAUGGCGUGGGCUAUGACUUGAUUAAAGCAUUGCCCAAGUUUGCUGCUAAGCGUGUUACAGACUCAGAGUUUAGAAACGCCUCUCAGCGGUUUCCCAUUAAUCCCCCAAAGACGAAAGAGGCCUACUACUAUCGAUGUAUAUUUGACGAAAUGUUUCCAGGCGACUCGCCGGCGUUAUCUGUUGAAAAAUGGGCACCACGUCUGGAUUGGGGUUGUCCCGAGGAUCCAUCUGGAAGAGCCCAAGAAGCCCACGAGAAGAGGCUAAAGGAAUAUUGUUAA
This is a messenger RNA of Musca vetustissima, 1161 nucleotides long. RefSeq lists its product as uncharacterized. The record is from RefSeq and is a predicted model, not a curated record. Gene Ontology annotation, cellular component: cytosol. The transcript has 2 exons. Gene Ontology annotation, molecular function: asparagine synthase (glutamine-hydrolyzing) activity. Bases 1 to 1161 code for a protein of 386 amino acids. Lineage: Eukaryota; Metazoa; Arthropoda; Insecta; Diptera; Muscidae.